Molecule: messenger RNA, 1151 nt
Organism: Coccinella septempunctata (seven-spotted ladybird)
Lineage: Eukaryota; Metazoa; Arthropoda; Insecta; Coleoptera; Coccinellidae
Exons: 4
Coding region: 96-620 (174 amino acids)
Source: RefSeq, a predicted model, not a curated record
ACGCGAACGCUUACGGCGGCGGCGGCGUCGUGUGCGAUUGAGAGGCGGCGAGGCGGCCGCCUCCAGUCACGACCGGAAGUUCUCUGGAAGAGGACAUGUUUUGGAUACUGCGACGCGCGAAACUCGCUAGUGCCGCUGUGCUGUUGAACAACCUGAACAACAACAAUGAGCCACGUCCAGCUCGGAAAUCAUACAACAAGCUGAGCGGCAGCGACGAGAAGACCAAAGCGACUGAAAAUUUAGACAACGAGGGGAAAUGCAAGAAAGAUGAAGAUUGCGUGUCGAACGGCAACGCAGCAAACGACACCGAUACGGAUUCCUCGUUCACGGACAUAGAGAUUGACGACGGAAAUGAGUUUUCCGAUUCGGAUUACGAUGAAGCUCUCACCUGCAACGUGUGCGAUCGAUCUUUUUCUUGCCCGAAGCAGCUAUCUUCGCACAAACAGAAGAAGAGACAUUUUGGAUGCUCGGCAUGUGACAGCCUAUUCACGACGCUGAUGGCACUGGAGCAUCACAAGGAGGAAUUCGAACACUGGUCAGGAGAUGAAGACGAUUUCUGUACCGAUUCAGAGGAUGAGGACGAUACUGUUAUAAGCGAAGAAUGCGAAAGAUUGUUGUAAAAUCAUAAGAUGUUUAAUUCGACAUAUCCCUGUAGAUAGAUGUAUAGGUAUAUGUAUAUUAUAUAUAUUUUGGUACCUUACAUUGUAAAAAACAAAUCGAAUACUAGCGAAUUCUCCCAUAUUGAUCUAGGUGAUUAUCAAAGUUCACUCAUAGCAGCUAUGAAAACGUGAUUUUUUUAUAGGUUCGAUUUAAUUUUAUAUGAUCUAUUUAUUAAAUGUUUUAUCUUGAAAAUUAUACACGGGAAUGAACUCCAAAUAUGAGAUCUCCUAAAAGUAUAUCGUGAUUCAGUAGAAAUGUUUGAAGAUGAAGAACAAUUAAGAAUUUAUUUUUCUAUUUCAUUUCAUUGAGAAAGUAGUUGUCGGUAGAUUUUCGAAUAUUCCAUUAAAAAGGGUAUUUUUCAUUACGCGUAAAUCAUUAUAUAAUUUAUUCAUGAUUCAAUAUAUUGACUGUGUAAGUUUUUGACUUCCUAUGUAUUUUAUUGUUAGUUGAUUCCAGACGUUUAUGCUUUCAUAAUAAAAAGUUGAUACGUU